CGCCGGCGCCCUCGUUCGCGCGGCGAUGCACGCGGCGAGGGAAGUCGUCGGCCCCACGCUCGCGCUGAGACACGCGGGCGGGUCGUGGCGCGACGUCGUCUCGCACCCGGCGUCUUCCUUCUUUUACGGGGCGUUUCGUGCGCCCCUCUCCGUAGCAGAGGCGGCGGGUGGAAAGAGCUUAGUCGGCUUCACGGCGGAGUCGGUUCGAGCGGGUUCGAGCGUCGCGGCGUCUUCGUCGUCCCGGCGCGUCUCGAGCGGGUUCGUCAGGCACCACUACGAGCUCAUGUCCCCGAUCGAACACUCCCGCGUGUCAUCCGCCGACGCGCUGAGGCACGCGGGCGCCAGCUGGAUCGACGUGGUGACGCAUCACGCGUUUCGAUCGUGUUUCACCAACCGAGCCGCGGCGAACGCGUACGCGGCGUACGUCGCGACGUUUGUCCGACACCCGUUUCCCACGGCGCUGGUGACCAGCGUCGGCAAGUGCGUCGUCUCCGACGUGGCGGUGCAGAUGGCGGUGGAGGGCAAACGUUACGACGAGGUGGACCGAAGGAGGGUGUUUUGUUUCUUCGCGCUCGGGCUGACGUACGUCGGCGCGUUUCAGUACGGGUUGUACAACAGGCUGAUGAAACCUAUGGGUGAUCUCCUGACGGCGCGGUUCGGGACGAGCGCGAGCGUGGCGACGAUGGUGGCGCUGGAUCAGUUCGUGGUGUGCCCCGUCAUCUACCUCCCCACGUUCUUCGGCCUGAAGCAGUGGAGCUCCGGCGAGUGCGGCUUCGUCGAAGUGCCGGGCAAGAUUGCGACGAAGAUGGCGAUCAGCGAGUACGACGCCGGGGAGUUUGUCACGAUGAGCGCGAUGUGGGCGUACUGGAUACCCGCGCAGGCGAUCAACUUCUGGAUCGUGCCGCGGCACCUGACGAUCCCGUUCAUGAACCUGCUGGGCUUUGGCUGGAACGCCAUCAUGUCCGCCAUGAACGGGUCCGCCAUCGGCGACAAGAGCAAGGGCGGGGCUUGAAGGCCUCGAAGACGUCACGUUCGUCCGUGCUUUAGUUUUUAGCAGCUCGCGGGCGGCACGGUGCCCGGACCCCGGGCACCCGCCCACCAUUUUUUAAGUCUCAUCAUUCCUUUUC
Micromonas commoda is the source of this 1127-nucleotide messenger RNA. RefSeq lists its product with no specific name. Gene Ontology annotation, cellular component: cytoplasm; membrane. The record is from RefSeq and is a predicted model, not a curated record. The coding region runs from base 26 to 1012 and encodes 328 amino acids. The transcript has a single exon. NCBI's taxonomy places the organism in Eukaryota, Viridiplantae, Chlorophyta, Mamiellophyceae, Mamiellales, Mamiellaceae.